AUGGUGUUGUUCAAUGAGAGUGUAGAAUGGGAGCACAAGAGUAAAAUUCUAGGAAAGAUGCAUGGUUAUGGCCAUGAUGCCCACGCUGCGAUGCUUCUUGGUGCAGCAAAAUUGCUUCAAGAGCAUUGUCACGAUUUACAGGGAAUGAUGAUUCUGGUUUUCCAACCGGCAGAGGAAGGAGGUAGAGGAGCAAAGAUAAUGUUAGAAGUCGGGAUAUUGGAGAAUGUUGACGCCAUCUUCGGGUUGCAUGUCUCAUCUAGAUUUCCUAUUGGUACAGUUGCUGGCAGGAGUGGCCCUGUCUUGGCUGGGAGCGGUUUCUUUAAGGUUGUGAUAAGUGGGAAAGGGGGACAUGCUGCGAUUUCCCAACAUCCAAUUGAUCCAAUCUUAGCAGCUUCCAAUGUAAUUGUUAGUUUGCAACAUCUCGUUUCACGUGAAGCCGAUCCCUUGAAUUCACAGGUAGUGACAGUGGCAAAAUUUCAAGGAGGUGGUGCAUUCAAUGUAAUUCCCAAUUCAGUUACAAUUGGUGGAACAUUCAGGGCAUUUUCGAAAGAAAUCAUUACGGGACAAGUGGUUGUGCAUAGGUGCAACGCAACUGUCAACUUUGAUGACAAGCCCCUUUACCUCUCAACCGUAAGCAACAAAGAGUUGCAUCGGUACUUUGGAAAUGUUGCAAGGGAUAUGUUGGGUGAGAAAAACGUUCUAGAGAUGCAACCAUUGAUGGGGGCAGAAGACUUCUCGUUUUUUGCAGAGGCGGUUUUGGGAUACUUCUACAUGGUUGGAAUGCAAAAUGAGAGUCAAGGCCAGCCUGGACCGGCGCACUCUCCGUACUUCACUAUAAAUGAAGAUGUACAUCCAUAUGGUGCUGCAUUACAUGCAUCGUUGGCUACAAGAUACCUCAUUGAAUAUCAACAACCCAAGUUUGUUUCAUCUAAGGGAAGUUCUCGUGAUGAAUUGUAA
Molecule: messenger RNA, 957 nt
Organism: Camellia sinensis
Lineage: Eukaryota; Viridiplantae; Streptophyta; Magnoliopsida; Ericales; Theaceae
Source: RefSeq, a predicted model, not a curated record